Molecule: messenger RNA, 9772 nt
Organism: Pocillopora meandrina
Lineage: Eukaryota; Metazoa; Cnidaria; Anthozoa; Scleractinia; Pocilloporidae
Source: the annotation of a GenBank genome assembly
AUGGCGCUGUUGAAGACUGUCAUUGCCAUCUUCCUUAUUGUCGCGGCAUUCAACGCCACAUCAUUCUUUACGCACUUUAAAAAUUUUCUCUCUCCAAUUCUCAAAAUGCUUCGAACGUGGAUUCCUUCGGUUGUCAAUCUAUUAGAAGAAACUGUGGCCACAAUUUACAAGUAUUGCGCUGAGAGCUUGCUUGAGGACAUCAAGAGAGCCAUCGUUGUUUUAACCGAACUGGUUGGAAGGGUGGCUGAGUUAUUCCAUCCGGCUGUUAGAAGUUUGCUCGAAGUUGUAACUGAUUGCUUGGUUGCCCUUCACAACAAUGGAAUGGGUUAUACUGACGAAUUCCUACAGCAAGUUCUUGGUAUUGACGGUAAUUAAUUUCCUAACUUAAUGAUGAUAUAAUAUAAUUUCUCUAUGCUUAAACAGGCUUACAGAUGCUAUAUUGUAAAUGAAACCCUGAUCACACAUGCAACAUUAUAACAUAUCAUAAAAAAAGGGAAGGACUUUUUUUUUUCACUAUAAGUUGUUACUUUUAUCAACAUAUUCACACCACUACCAUAACAAAAGUAUGACAGUCUCAAGUCAUUCAGUAUUCAGCAAACAGGUCAUGAGAAUAUUCAAACUUAUCAGGUCCAAAGUUGCUAUCUCGAAUCAGACACCAAAUUCUUGUAACCUAUUUGCAAUUAUGUGUAGUAGCUAUGGGGAAAAUUAGCAAUCAGUUCAUGGGGAGUUCAAUGGCUAAAGAACCUCAAAAAAAGGGGAUACAAUGCUGCAGCACAGUGAGGGAGGUAAAAAUUUAUUUUAUUGAAAAAGUUUUAAUCAUCUUCCUUCAUGGGUAAGAUGAACCUUCUAAAAUUUGUUUCACUCCCAGUGGUGGCUUCAUAGCUCAGAUGAUAUGAGCACCCAACCAGUAUUGGGAAGGCACAGGUUAGAAUCCCACUGAAGCCUGAAUUUUUCUUGGCUUCUCUCCUGUAAUUGCUAAAAUUGUAGUCCACAUACAAGAACAAUUUUGUUGCUUGUUUUUCAUUUGCAGGCUGAAUGAAAUUUAUUAAUUUAUUCCAUUAAAAAGGUUAUAGUGAACUACUGGUAUAUAUAACAUAAGGGUCAUGUUUCAUCUUGCAUGUAAGAAAAUAAUUAUCAUCAGCAUCUCUACUCAAAAACACUUGACUAUGAUACAUAACUAAUUAUUUGAUCAUGAGUGCUAAUUUUUUUUUAAACUUAUUAUAGGUGCUACUUUACCGGAUCAAGUUGGAAGAGCAAGAAACAAACUCUUAUCAGUGAUUUUGUUGCUCUUUUGGAUCAUCAUGGGUAUCAUUUGCAUUUCCAGAAUGUCCUAUAACAAAUUUUUCCUUUUGAUGUCUGGUACAUUCCUUGUCCAUGCUUUUUUUGGGCCCGUGUGGUGUAUACGACGGUUAGCAUUUUGCAUUGGAAUUUGCUUAUGGAUGGGUUCUUUAGUCUCCAGUAAGCCAAUACCAGCGGCGAUCACUGUUUUGCUUGCUUUCACAUUGACAGGCUUCAGAAAAUGGCAGAAGAAAGUUGCUAUGACGUCGAACACAAGUCAUCUCUUGAAGUUUAACCAAAGUAUUGAGCAAAGACUUGAUGGAAUAGAAAGAAAACUAGACCUUUUGAUGACGAGGCUAAAUAACAUAAACAACAAUAUGCACUCCAGCUAUUAAAAAAGUUGGGCUAUGAAUUUAUUUUUUGCCAAUGUUGAUUGGGGGAGAAGUUACAAAAGUCAAACCUGCUAACAAUUGCAAUUACAGGAUGGACAUGUCUUCUUUGAAAUAAAGAUUAGAUUAUGAUUACUCAUAAUCAACUAUUAUGUUUAGGAAUCAAGGACUAGUGAUAUAAUUUCCCUUAUGAUAAAUCUACUAGUUGUUCAAACAUGACAACAAGAAAAGCAUGUCAUUGAAUAAGGAUACUAAUGGAUCAUACCUCACGCUGUUCACUUUAGUCACCAUUUGUUGAUAUUGUUUGUUGCAGAAUCAAAUUUCCUUGAUGCUUAACCCUUAAACUCUUAAGAGUGAUAAGCAUCAGAUUCUCAGUAUCACCUCUGAAUCAAACAUUAAGGUAAAAAGAAUAAAGGAAAUUGUAGGAAGCUGAAGAAGCUCUUGAUUGUUAGACAAAUUCUCCUUGUAAAUUCCUCAGGACAUGUAAAAGGAACAGUAUGGAGAACUUGUAUACUGAUGUUGUAAUUUGGAAUAGUUUUAGCCUUGCCAAUGAAACAAGAGUCUAUUCUUUUUCAAGAUCUAUGAGGGGCUGAUACAGCCCACCCUUGUGGAGAAAAGAGGACUGGUCCUAGUGGUUGAGUCAUUGAUGAGAAUAUCAGAGUGAUUAACAGUGGUGGAUCUGGGAGAGGGGUUUGGGGGACCCAGCCCCCCCCCAUAUUUUGGGUAAAAAAAAAAAAAUCACAGAAGGAAGAAAAGCCAGUAGGGCAAGUGAUGAAAAACCCCUUUUAGCUCAAGGUCUGGAUCCACCACUGAUUAAUAUAUGAAAUUUUUGCAUGAGUGCAUGGAUAUGAUAUAAAAACAUAUUUGUUAACAGCUGCCAGAUUCUUGUACAUUUCAGCUGUCAUUUUUUUCCAAUAUGUAGGUGUCUUAAUGUAUAGAAGGAUACAAGUGACUGGAAAGUUUUGAGAUUUAAAAUGGAUUGAUGUAGAUCAAGGCUUUCUUAGAGGUAAAUCAACUUACCCGAAAAAGAAAAAAAAAAAAGGAAAACAAAAUUAAUAAUAAAUUAUUAUUGUAGUGGACCAUUGAAUUUUUUAAUUUUAUUACUGAUGACAGCCUUGCAUACUCCUUCUUCUCCCCUGUUUAAAACAUCUGUCCACCCCAACCCCAUCCCUGUCGUUAUCCCCGCACCACUCCCCACCCGAACGGAAGGACUGUCGGAUCUGCCGCCACGGAAGUGAGUUUAUUUUCACUUUCUGUCGAGUCUGUUAUGCUCUUGCGGCAGUUUCCAAACAUUCGUGUUGGUAUUUUCACUUUUAUAGCCGCUUCCUCAGCCGUUGUUCAAGCCAGUAAGUAUAACGCCCUCAUUAUCACGUCGUAGGCAUACAUAUUUCAAACUGUCGCGUUCGUUCGAAGAUCAUAAAACACCAGCUUUUUUCAAACGUGACGAAACACAUCACUGACCUUUCCAAUAUUGAUCGAGGAUUUUUAAACUGUUAUUACAGUCAUUGAAAAUGUUGAUUACACCCAGGGAAGCAUUUAACGCUACGUUUAGCAUGGUUUUUUACAAAGACUGAGGAACAGGUCGUUUGGUGAACAAAAUAACUGUUUGAGUAGUGUUCCGAUUUGGAAUUCAACCAGGUUUUACAUUCUAAAGAAGCUUAAUUUUAAAAUUAUUCCCCUCUCAAAUUUUAUUAAAACUGUGUCACACUUUCGCUUUGUACAAAAACGGGACUGGAGAAGGAAUUCUCUAAUGUUUUCUCCUGUAACAGGAGUUGGCAAAUAAUCUUUGUUAUUGGUUUGCAUAUAAUUAAGCUUGAUUAGUCGAAGGAAAAUCCGGAAAUAUUUCUUUGAUGAAGAUAUCCAAUGUCAAAUCAGAAAGUAAUUAACAACUAGCAUCAAAAAAGUAAUAUUCCUGUGGUGAUUCUAAUGAAAGCAAAAGUUGACAGAUUUGGUACAAUUUUUGAGAGACUCUAAUUGCUUAGUUUCUCUUAUUUGUGGCAGACUUGUGAUCAAAAGGUUUGGUUUGGCACCCCUGUCAGAUUAUUGAGAUUUGUCUCUUGACAAGACACUUCAACAUGUCUUAUUAUGCCUUUCUCCAGCUUGGAGUAUGAAUGGGCACAACUUGAUUGUUAUGGAAACUUAGUGAAUUAUUUGGGGAAGGGGUAGGUUCUUGUAAUGAAUCAGCACCUUGUGGGGGAGGAGUAGUUAUACUUCUAAUCACCUCAUGUUACUGAGAUGUGGUAAACCAAGGCAGUAACAGGCCUCUGGGAAAUAAAAGAUGUUACCUAUCUCUGCUGUGCCUAUUUGUUGCUCUUUUUUACCGACCAAAUUUUGCGUGAUCUGUGAUUUAUUACUGAACAGAUGCACAACAACAUGGAAUCUAUUUGUUAAACAGAAUUAAGGCUUCAAGUAUAGAUUGAAUGAAGUUUUGAAUGAAUUUUGGUGAAAAGAAAAUUUAAAAUAGUUGUUUGUAUUUUUCAUUUGUUGAGGACAAAUUAUCAUAUUUGUAUAGGAAAGGAAAACAAAGAAAUGAAGUCUGAAAUGAUUUCCCCUAAAUUUCAUUUUAACUUACCAGAUAUAUGAUAUGUACUGGUAAUAAAAUACUAAAUAAUCAUUGAAAAGUGUUUAAAAAUACAUGCUGCUUAGCCUUAACUUUAUAUUUGCUGUUUAUUAUCCUCAGCUCAAACUGGACUGUGUUACUCUAUAAUGCACACCAAGGCAAGAACUCCAGAAUAUCCUAGGUCAAAUGCAAAGAAAUUUCCAGUACCAGCAGAGUUUGUGGACUGGAAUGUUCCAUUCCCAGAAUAUAAACCAGCAGAUUACACUUCUAAGCACAUUCUUCAAAUGCCACCUUAUGCAGAUCCAGAUAUAAGGUAAAAAUAUUUUUUACCUAUUGACUGAGUGGGAGGGCCAGACAGGAAAAUAUGCAUGUUAGCUUUUCUGUGUUUUUUUUUUAUAUAGAUUUGUGCCUUCAGGGCAGAAUGGGGUGUAUUGUAACAAAUUUUACCACACUAGGAAAGAUCUGCAUUAAGUUUCAUUCAUUCCUUCCUAAAGUAAAUCCUUAAGAAAAAUUUUAAAAAAUUCUUAUUUUAGAUAGUAUUUUUCCUCCCCUGUGACCUUAGGAAAGGACCUGCCAAUGUUCCUCUCAAAUUCAAUGCCCUGGAUACAACUUACAACACUGACAGGAAAAGUUACAUAGGAGAAUAUGAAGUUGUACAAGGUGUUCCAAGGUAAUGAAGCAAUGCUGUACUAAGAUAGUGGAGAGAGAUUAAGUGGGACAAUGUUUUGCAUAGCUUGCAAUUCUUUAGCUUAACGGGAUUGCUCUACCAGUUUGAAAAUUUAUUUUAUCCAUCAUGCUUAAUUUAAGGGAAGACACUGCUGUAUGGUGCCUCACGAGGGUUUGGAUCUUUGUCAAGGUCUAUUUCUCACAGUGCCUCUCACCAUCUAAAAGUAUCAGUGGCUAUCAACAGGACGUAGGGGAAACUCAAUAAAACUUUUGGGUAGUGGGAGGAAGGAAGGGGUGAUUUACUAUCCUUGCAGGACUAGCGCAGCACUCUAAGUUUAACUUGUUUUGUUAUAGUUAGAAUUUUGUGGCAUUAAAUCAUAAGAUGGUGUUAGAAAAGGUACAACUUGGAGCAUUGUGGCACACCAUCUAGGAGGGUCUCCUAUACUUAUUAUGUGGAGUGUGAUUGGGUGAUUUUUUUUCCUUGUGAAUCAUAAUUUAUUUUUUUUAUUAUUGAAUUUUAAUUUAAGAUAAUAAGAUCUUUUCAUGUCCAUGUGAACAAUUUUUUACUUGAACAUGACCCAUGAAUUAAGAGCCAAAUUAAAUGUCAGUUGUGAGCCAUUUUGUUUUGAGUGAUGAAUUUGCUGCUAUUUUCAAUGUUGUUUUGAAAAUGUUCAUAUCGUUCUCGAACUGCUGUGGUUAGGUUUUGACCAAGGUUUUGGCAGGAGAUGGACUCCACAUGAAUUGAUAAAAGUCAUAAAACAGACCAGUAAUGGUCCUUGAACAAAUGAGAUAAGACUUUAUGUCAUCUUUUGUCAUUUAAGACUGGUCAAGAUGAGGAAAAGUAAAAUUUUAAUUCAACCUGAUUGUCCUGAAUUUUGCAUGAAGGUGAAAGAGUUUUGGAUAUUAUUUGUGAUAUGUGGAAAGACCAAAUGUUUUUACAUGGCUGAGUUUUACAAAGGGGUAUAGAGGAACCUCAUAUAGGAGGAGUGGCAUUGCUUUCAGUCUCAAUGUACUUCAGAAAGUGCAAUAAGCUCUGGCAGUAACAGGCCUCCCUGCUGGAAAGACCUUGUGACAAAUAACCAAAGGAGGUCUAAAUUAUAUGGUAAUGGAGUUGUAAGAUAGAGAGAGUUUUACAUUGAUUUAUUUGAAUGCUUAUGCUAUUUCUUGCUCAAUCAUAGCUAAUCGCAAUCUGUUUGCCUCAAAGGAACCCUGUUGGUAGAACAGGGAUGAUUGGAAGAGGAGAUCUUGGCAGAUGGGGCCCCAACCAUGCCGCAGAUCCAGUUGUCACCAGGUAUGUGUGGUGAUUUAUCUUUCUCUGAUGCAAGGGUGAUCUGAAUGUUUGAUGGGGCCAUAUAAAAGUUCAAGUCAAUGCUAAAAACAUACCCACCUUCUUUGAUUGCUGAAUAUCCAAAAGACUUUAAAGACAAUGUACCAAAUUAAAUGCUGAAGUUAAAAUCAUACCUAGUUGCUUUCCACUGCUAAAAGAGUCCUUACAAUCCUUUAACACUGUUUUCUCUGAGAAAACAUUUUAGAGCAGAACUUUAAAGUAUGCUAAACUAUUUUACAAUUCUCUUUCUGUUAUGAGACAUUCUUUAUUUUUUUUUUAACUCAAAGGUGGAAAAGAGACAGUUCGGGAGAAAAAGUUAUGAAAGAAGGAAAACCAGUUCUAGAAAUUGUUGCUAUUCAGAGGAGAGAUUGCAAAGAAUGGGCUCUUCCUGGGGUAGGUGUCUAACUUGCAUGUAUACCUAGUACAAGUUUGUUCCAGAUCAGUUAUAGUCUGCUCAGAGACUGUGCCCCAGACCAUGCCCAAAAGUCACUUUGUGAACAGAGGCAUGGGUAAUUGGUCACCAAAGAGAGGUGGCCAUUGUGAGGAGGUAUGGUUACUAGAACUCUGUACUUGCUGUUUAAAAACCUUAUGAAAUCUUUUAUGAAAAAAUUUAGCUAUUGUAGCAUACAAUUUCAAGGACAGUCACACUUUCAUAACAGUUAUAAUUAAAGAUAGAAAAGUUAAUGCAUGGAAAAUCUGUCUUUUAUGUAAGACAGUGGCAAACAGUAAGAGAUGUUGCCCAACAAUUAUCUCCAAUAAUGUGCAAAUGUAUCUUUUCAGGGUAUGGUAGAUCCAGGUGAUACUGUCACAAACACCCUUAAGAAGGAAUUUGGUGAGGAAGCUUUAAACUCCUUGGAAGUCUCACCUGAAGAAAACAAAAGAAUCCAGGAAUCACUUGAGCAUCUAUUUCAUCAUGGAACUAUGGUAAUUGCAGACUAUGAAAGUCACAACACCCAGAAUGAGUCUGAGAGGGCUUUCUCUCCCACCCCUUGCCUGGUCUUGCUUCACUUUGCUCUGUGAUUGGUACAGAAAAACUUGCAUACCCUCCCAUCCAAUUAGGUAUAAGUGACUUGGUCGAGUGUCUUUUCCUGUAUUUUCGUCCCCAGAGCCUCUCGUUUUCACUUGUUUUUGUGACCAAACGUAGUGAGAAGUUUGGGAACGAGAAUGGUGUUUUUUACCUUGACUUCUCACUGGCCCCGUCUGAUAUUUAAAACUGGUGUUUGGGUAGAGUGUGGUUAUCGAGUUAUGGAUGCACGUGGGAAGUUUGGAGAGCGUAGGGGAAGUAUAAGAGGGGAUCGAGGCGCAGCCAAGAGGAACUUAAGCUUCUUGAGUGCUCUGUAAAACUUCCCAGUUGCAUCGAUUAAACAAGAUAUAUGCACAGCUAAAAUUGCAAACCAAUUAUUUAUAUAAUAGCGGAGACAUUGGUUUCGUUUGAGUAAGAGCAGCUCAUCUUAUUCAUCUUGCCUCUUUUAACUAAUUGACCAAGAGAAAUUCGCCUCUUUCAAUUGGUUGAGAAAAAUGUAGACAAACGAGAUCAGAAUAAUCAAGUUUAAGGAGAAAUCUUAGCUUGAUAAAAGUCAAAGACCCCAAGAAGGGAUUUGAUUCCUCUAUGCUGUUGAUGUAAAGAUGCUCGAUGCAGCUCCUAAGGACGAACCCCAGGAAACUUGCACUUUCACCCAAGCGAACAUUACUCUUUUACUUUGACGGGCGUUAGCACCGGUAGAGGAAACCCAUGUAUGCUAAUGACAAUUUCUUUGCUAGUUUCUUUCCUCGACAGUCGGGGAGUGAGGUUCGCUACAGGAACUGACGGCUUAACUGGAUGUGAAUUUUGCAACAAAAUAUAACUGUUCACGUCAUGCUACUUAGUCAAGGUCAUGUGCAUCUAGAGAUGCACAUCACCAUUGCUUUACAGGUUUAAGGAGAUUUAGAUAGGACAAACGUGCGCCAUGCGACAAUUUUACUUGUUCCGAUUGGCCCUCACGAUUCCUUUGGUGUUGCUGUAUUUUGAAGGUAUUUCAAGGCUACAUAGAUGAUCCCAGAAACACAGAUAACGCCUGGAUGGAAAGUCAAGCGGUUAAUUUUCACGACGAUAGUGGAAACGCCUUCAAUAAGUUCACUCUGCAAGCUGGAGAUGACGCCCAAAAUGUCAAAUGGGUCGAGGUGUCUCAUGAACUACGCUUAUAUGCAAACCAUCUCGACUUGGUAAAAGAAGUAGCUAUGAGGCAUAAAGCGUAUUGGUAGCCAGCCAGCGAGAGCAAAUUCACACAGAUUAAAUUUUUAGUUAAAUUCAGUUUGUAAUUCAAACUUGCUUUACAUUUCCGCUGCAUUUACGAUCCGUGGCUCUGAUUAUUUAAACAAGGUUUAGGCGUUGUUUGGCCGAACCGUGUUAAACAAUCCUCAAUUUUGCCAAACCUUUCAUUUACUUUUAUCUGAACACUUAUUUUUGUGAACCGUGUCAAGAGGGCUAAAAGCUAAUAGUGGAAGGGCAGUUAUUUAAUCUAAGCAACUGUCGUAUAGAGAAAACCUGAGGCACACUGAUUGUUAGUCUGUUCCAGGCGUUCAGUUAGUAAAAUGGAGCGAAAGCGAAAGAGCGAGAGAGAGGUUUACGCGACCCGAACCAAACCUCUCUCUUUGUUUUUCUUCAUUCGCUACCAGCGCGCCGUUUACUAUCGCGCUUCGUGUACUUACUGAACGCCUGAAUUGCGUAAAAGCACAGUUUGGGCUAGACCUCAGGUAAAUAACCAGUCCAUUGAGUCAGGUCAGAAACAUACAGGAAAAUAUUAAAUGUUUGCAUGCUUUAUGCUUCAUAUUGAGUGUAAAAGUUUGGUCACUACCUCUGUUGCUAAGUAUUGUGCCAGUCAACGUGAUCUUCCUGACUACCGUUCGUCAACUAUAUAUCUCGUGCACGAUUAGUCUAAAUGUGUCAUGUGGUGCAACCUGAAUGAGAGAGUAUUAAGGUGUUCCAUUGCGUAAAUGGAACACCUUAAAUUGGUCUUUGUAUCAUAUUUGUACCAAAAAAAUAAAUUAAUGCACUGAAAUAGGCAACGAUUACAAUUGUGAGGCCACUGACUAUGUGCAAGUGCGAGACCAAACAGUUUCCCAAAUUCUUUAGAAAGUUUUAAGAUGAAAAUUAUGCACAAAAGUCUUUUUCAAUUAAGUUCUCAAACUUUAAACAGUUCCUGAGUCUAAGUCAGUGGCCUCAAGUAUAAUUUUACAUUGCACAUGUGCACCGAUUUGAACAAAAGUGGUUCAUUUGUUUUAUUAAGUGUCCUGGUUCGAUGUCAUUUUUGCGAGUUUUUUUUCCGUGUGAAGUCCGCACAAUGCAUUUUAUUUCAAAAGUUUUUAAAUAUUUGAUAUAAAUUAUUGAGUGUUCUGAACACUGACUCAGAGGGUGUAUUUCUUUAUAGAAGCCUUAAGCAGGUUGCGAACAUGGUGUUGCGUGGUAUUCAUGUGUUUGUUUCAUAAUGUAAUACUCAAAAAUCGUUUCAGAUAUACAUGACGUAUUAAAGAGGAUAGCAAUUUUUAAAGGCUCUUUUCCAAACAGGGUCUCAG